This is a messenger RNA of Spea bombifrons (plains spadefoot toad), 3734 nucleotides long. Its product is annotated as fibulin-2-like. Bases 126 to 3374 code for a protein of 1082 amino acids. Gene Ontology annotation, cellular component: extracellular region. The transcript has 14 exons. NCBI's taxonomy places the organism in Eukaryota, Metazoa, Chordata, Amphibia, Anura, Pelobatidae. The record is from RefSeq and is a predicted model, not a curated record. Gene Ontology annotation, molecular function: calcium ion binding.
CCCAGCUCAGAAGAAAGACAUACAGCUGAAUGCUGCUUCAGUUCAACAAUUUAGUCUGAAUUUCCAGGCUGAAGUUACUCCUGCUUGAGAUCGGCAAUAUCUUACGUUGAUGUAUAUGUCUCAGAAUGGUCGCUGAUCUGCACCUAGACACCCACCGGGGCUUCCUAAGCUUCGCCAUCCUAAUAUUGACAGGCACUAAAUUAGUCCUGGCCCAGAAUGAUUGUACAGGCGUGGAGUGCCAACCGCUAGUAAACUGCAUUGAAGAAGUGAAGGAGGAAGGCUCCUGUUGUCCCACCUGUGCACAGUUUGGUUGCACAUGCGAAGGAUACCAGUAUUAUGACUGUCUGAAUGUUGGAUUUAAAGAUGGCAAAGUGCCAGAGGGAGAGUCGUAUUUUGUUGACUUUGGAAGCACUGAAUGUUCUUGUCCUUCUGGAGGUGGAAGAAUCAGCUGCGACUUUAUACCAUGCCCUGAACUGCCUCCAAAUUGUAUUGAUAUCAUACAACCAGUGGAUGGUUGUGUUCAGUGUGGUAGAAUAGGGUGCACGCAUGGAGAUGAAAAAUACGAAGCAGGUUAUACUUUCCAUAUGUCUCUCUGUAAAUUUUGCCAUUGCCCAAACACUGGAGGAGAGUUAAUGUGCUAUGACAUUCCUGAUUGUGACUUGGAGCUGGACAAUAGCACUCCUCAUACAGAUACUCUAGACGGUGACCUAGAUAAACAAUAUGAUUAUCCAUACAGCCAUGAGCAGGAUUCACUAGAACUAGCAAACACUGAAUUUGUUGAAAAAACAAAUAACUAUAAAAGAAAUGCAAUGCUAGAGGAUUCCAUUUUGGAUUACGAUGACGACAUGGAUGAAACUUUACAAUCUUUGUCUACAACAGUCCAACCUGUUAAGUUAACAGAUUUCACAACAAUAGGUAAUGAAAUGCAUCUUUCCUCCGAACGUACAAGACUUGGAGUGUCUGAUGUUACAGUGCACACCACAGAAAGCAGCACAACAACUGCAUCCACAACUUUAACAACAACCACAGAAAGUUUGCCUACAAUAAAACCAACAACAGCUACAACACCGCCAAUGACUACAUAUAAAACAACAAGGGCACCCACAGACACCUCAACAGCAAGAAUGACAUCAUCAACAGUGAUAUUGACAACAUCUAAGGGUAGUGAUGAUGAAAUAACCACAACACAGCCAGAUAAGCAAGAUGUUAUGGGAUCUCACAACCAAACACAAGUGAUGCCAAAAGAAGAAGAAUUCCCCAGUGUAUCAUCUCCAGGAAACACCACGACUAACAGAGAACUCGGGAAAUUGGAUCUACAGAUUAACAACGAGAAACACACAAUCUCACCACUGAGUAAAGAUGUUUUCCCUGAAGAGGAAGAAAGAGGAAGUAUGACUUUAGACAUGAAAUCUACUCCAGCAUCUGUUCUUCCAAUUGCUGUAGAAGAAUCGCAUAGCCAAACAUCUCUGACGGAGUUAAAUACGCAUCUCACCCAGGAUUUAGACAAAUGGGGCUUACCCAAUGACAUCUUAAAUAACUCAAGACCAUAUGAGGGGUCAUCAAAAGAUCUAAUUGAAACAUGCUGUACAGAAGGUCAACAAUGGUCUAUAGACAACGGGGAGUGUGAAAAUAUGCCUUCAAGUGCAUCUGAGGAUUGCAGGCUGGUUAAAAAGCAGUGCUGUACAUCUUACCUAAAAGAAAAUACUUGCAUUGCUGGAAUGGUCGCUGCAAAAGAAGAUGGGAUUUGUUUCCCCGCUGAAAACGAUAUGUGUCAACGGUCUUAUUUCAAGCUAUGUUGUGAUUGUUGUUCUUUGGGUCUGAAACUAAGAAGAGAAGGACAUUCCUGCGAGUCCAACCUAAACCUUGGCUAUCCUUGUAACAAUAUGAUGAUCUUAUGCUGCAACGGAGAAGAGCAGUUGAUUGCCCCGGAUAUAAAUGUGCCUCUGAAACCUGAACCAACACUAGCACCUAAAAGAGAUAUUGAUGAAUGUGUUCAGAAUAAACACACCUGUGUAAAAGGCGAACGCUGUAUAAACACAGUUGGAUCAUUUGUAUGUAUCCAAGAAGUGAUAUGUGACACUGGCUACACAUUAGCAGAUGGCAUCUGCAAAGAUAUUGAUGAAUGUGUUCAGAAUAAACACACCUGUGUGAAAGGCGAACGUUGUAUCAACACAGUUGGAUCAUUUGUAUGUAUCAAAGAAGUGAUGUGUGACACUGGCUACACAUUAGCAGAUGGCAUCUGCAAAGAUAUAGAUGAAUGUGCAGCCACACAAGGUCCAUGCAAACAAGGAUUCAAUUGUCUGAACACCAUGGGAUCAUACGUGUGCCAGAAAAAACAAUUGAAUUGUAAGAGAGGAUACAAGUCAGAUGAAAAUGGAACAAUAUGCCUUGAUAUUGACGAGUGUAAAACUGGUGCACAUAACUGUUCCAACGAGCAAUCCUGUUACAAUCUACCUGGGACGUAUCGCUGCGACUGCAAAAUGGGAUAUCGCUAUGACUCCAUCAGAAAAAGUUGUAUAGAUAUAAAUGAGUGCUGGAUUUACCCGGGACGUCUUUGCCAUCAUACGUGUGAGAAUACUGUAGGGUCAUACAAAUGCUCCUGCUUUGCUGGCUUUCAGUUAGCCGAUGAUGGGAAGCGUUGUGAAGAUGUGAACGAGUGCGAGAAAAACCCAUGUAACCAGGAGUGCACUAAUGUUUAUGGGUCCUAUCAGUGUUACUGCAAGGAGGGAUACAAGUUGGGAGUUGACGGCAUCUCUUGUGAAGAUAUUGAUGAGUGUGUUCAAGGCCUUGGAAGCCACUGUGUUUUCGCCUGUGUCAAUACACCUGGUAGCUACCAAUGCGCCUGUCCUGAGACGGGAUACACCAAGUCAGCAAAUGGAUUAUCAUGCAAAGAUAUCGAUGAGUGUGAAAUAGGAACACAUAAUUGCACAUCUACGGAGGAGUGCUAUAAUGUCCAUGGAAGCUACAAGUGCCUGUCUUACGAGUGCCCAGAGAACUACAGAAGGGUUUCAAACACGCAAUGUGAAAGAAUCACCUGCUUCAAUUACCAGGACUGCCAAAAUACCCCUGUACGAAUCUCUUACCAUCGACUGAAUUUUCCAGUUAAUGUGAUGGUCCCAGCACAGAUUUUCCGCAUCGGACCUUCACCCGCGUAUGCUGGAGACAACAUUCUAAUGGAUAUUAAGAAAGGAAAUGAAGAAAACUAUUUCAGCGCUAGAAAGUUCAACCCCUAUACAGGCAUACUCCAUCUUCAAAGGCCCAUCAAGAAGUCCAAGGACUUCCUGUUGGAUGUUGAGAUGAAACUGUUUCGUCAGGGGGUGGUCACCACCUUUCUUUCUAGGAUCUACAUAUUUAUUACCUCCCCUACUUCCUAAUAUCUGCAGGUUUCUCUUACAGUUUAACCAUCAGGGACUGAGCAAUGGAAACUACGUCUCAUUCAUGUUGAAUAACAAAUCUACCAAACCAGGUGGACCAACCAAAACCUUGUUCCUCUUUUCUCCACCUCAGCACAAAAAAAGUAAAAAUAAAUUGGUUACUUUGUCAACCAACUAAAUUAACUAAUCGAUUGCAAACAAUGUGGAAGAAUUAAAAGGAAAUAUCUAUUAGGUACUUGAAUAUGGCCUUCCCUGAGAAUAACCUUGGUAGGCAUUGUAGCCAACUUAUAGUGAAAAUAUAAGAUUCAUGUAAAAAUAUUAAUGUAGUGUUUUCAUGUGUCUUAGUAAAUGAAUCUUUAU